Lycium ferocissimum is the source of this 676-nucleotide messenger RNA. RefSeq names its product protein neprosin-like. Lineage: Eukaryota; Viridiplantae; Streptophyta; Magnoliopsida; Solanales; Solanaceae. The transcript has 3 exons. The coding region runs from base 152 to 676 and encodes 174 amino acids. The record is from RefSeq and is a predicted model, not a curated record.
UCUGUUAAUUACCAUAGGUAAGAAGAUUAUAUUAAUUUAAUAUCUUGAAUAGUAGCCAAUUUAAUCUCUUCUACACCUUUAUAUAACACCUCGCAUUAGCAAAGUUCUUAUACACCUAGUAAUCAAGUCAAGUGUUUAGAGCUUUCUUGUUAUGUUAAUUAGUUUGAUUUUUUAUUUUAAAAGACCUUAUGUUCAUGCCUACAAAAAAAUGAUUGAAUUCAAGAGGCAUCAAAGAAGUGUUCAACAAACUUUGCUGGUGCUAUAUUUCCUUUUGUGUUGUAAUGAGGUACAAGGAGAAAAAAAGAUAUCCAAAUUAGAGGAUAUGGAGUUAGAGAAACAACUAUUACUUCUGAACAAGCCAGCAAUCAAAACAAUUAAGACUACAUAUGGAGAUAUAUAUGACUGUAUAGAUUUCUACAAACAACAUGCGUUUGAUCACCCCUUGUCGAAGGACCAUAAUUUUCAUCCUAAGAUGAAACCUACUUUAUCUAGGAUAAAGCAAAACUCAGAUGCCUCGACAACUAGUAGGUCAUCGACAAUAUGGUCAAAAGAUGGAGGUUGUCCUUCCGGAACCGUUCCCAUUAAGAGAAUUACAAGGAUGAUCUUAUUAGACAAAGAAGUAUGCCACCGCUUUAAAAAUGUCAAAUUCAAUGCUCAAUUUGUUGGCGUAAGAUAA